AUGUCAAAAUCAGCCUCCAAGCACAGCAAAAAGCAGGGCAAGCCGCAAGAUGUGCUGGAGCAACUGAGGAAACUGGCCAAAAAGCACAAGAAGAGCAAGGACAAAUCCAGCAAGAAGCCAUCUGCAAAAGCAGCAGAUCAUGCCAUGAUCCCAAUGACCAAAGACGAGUAUGAAAAAAAGAGGUCUAUCAUCACUACAGAGUACGAUGCCCAGACAGGCAGGAUGAGACGGAAGCGAGCCACGGGAGAGAUCCUAGAGAGCAUUGUCACCAAGGAACAGCAUCUGAAAAUCAACCAAAUGUCCACCUUUAUGGAUGGCCUUUCAUAUCAACGACAAGUAAUUAAGAAAUAA
Molecule: messenger RNA, 351 nt
Organism: Mucor velutinosus
Lineage: Eukaryota; Fungi; Mucoromycota; Mucoromycetes; Mucorales; Mucoraceae
Product: serine/threonine protein kinase, AGC
Exons: 2
Coding region: 1-351 (116 amino acids)
Source: RefSeq, a predicted model, not a curated record